UGGCGUCCUCUUCCUUUCUCCCGCUCGCCUCAGCGCCGACCUCCCCCUUUGCUCCUACCGCGUCGUCCGAGUCUAGACCCGGAGCACGAGGUGCUGUCGACGCGUGGACACCGCCUCCUGGGUUUAUUUCCCGCGCUGGGCCAGUCCGAGGCGCCCGUCCAGGAACGGCCGGCCUUACUCCGACGGCGUGGCUCCCUGUUGGUCGGACACAGCAAUCCGCGCUAUGAAUGGCAUCGAUACUACACUCCGCCAGAUGCAUUGAAGAAGAUGCGCAAGCCCAUGUAUGCUUUUUCCAUCCAUCAGAUGGCAUGUCUGACAGACAAUAGACGACAGUACUAUGGGCGCAAUAACUCGUUGAUUUCGCAGUAUCUGUAUAUCGAUCGUCUGCUGGACUCUUCUCGUCCACACCAUCUAAUUGAAGAAUACAACGGCGGUCACCAUCAUGAUGCCCAUACUCCUGCAAAUGGUUCCUCGCCACCGACUGAAGGCCCGGAGGCGCAUUUACCCACUCUCAAGGCCUCCAGGAUCAAGCGCACGCCACACAACCUCUAUCGAGUUCCAUCGGCCGAUGAAAUGGCGCCCUUGCUCUCCUCCACGCAGUCUGGCUGCGAGCAUUUUAUGCCCGACGUAGAGUCGCCUGGUAUCCAAUCACCCGAGGCGGAGGAACGCAUGAUCCAUCUUGCGAUUCGCAUCAAUUUCAUUGCUAACGUCAUUCUCUUGAUCUCCAAGAUCGCCAUUAUGGUUCUCACCAGCUCCAUGUCCGUCCUGGCUGGCCUGGUCGAUGGCGUGCUGGACUUCCUCAGCACAGUGAUCAUCUGGUUCACGGCCAUCAUGAUCCGUCAUCAGGACCGCAAUCAGUACCCGAUCACCAGACGGCGCCUGGAACCGUUGAGUGUGUUGAUUUUCAGCGUGAUCAUGGUCACCUCUUUCUUCCAGGUCGGGCUGUCCUCGCUGCAGAAGCUGAUGGGGUACGAUCACACUCUUGUCGUGCUCUCACCCCCCUCAAUUGGACUCAUGGCCGGCACGGUGCUUAUCAAGCUCCUUUGCUGGAUCUGGUGCCGGCUGAUUCCGAGCCCCAGCGUGCAACUCCUGGCCCAAGAUGCCAUGACGGAUGUCAUCUUCAAUACCUUCAGUAUCAUUUUCCCCUUAGUCGGUACCUUUGCCAAGCUGUGGUUCCUGGACCCUCUGGGCGGUCUCCUUCUCUCGGUGUACAUCAUGUGGAACUGGGGCUCGACAGCCAGCGAGUAUAUCCGGCGACUGACGGGCGCGGCGGCUUCAGCGGAUGACCAUAACAUUCUGCUAUACAUGACAAUGCGGUUCUCGAGGGUGAUUCUGAAGAUACAAGACCUGAAAGCCUAUUAUGCGGGCGAUAAAUUAAACGUCGAAGUGGACUUGGUGGUUGAUGAGCGCACCGCUCUCCGUGACAGUCAUGACGUCGGUGAGAGCCUGCAAUACAUGCUCGAGAGCGUGCCGACGGUUGACCGGGCCUUUGUCCAUCUCGACUACGACCCCUGGAAUCUGCCCAGCCACAUGAACCAGCUGGACCGGUAA
Messenger RNA from Penicillium riverlandense, 1551 nucleotides. RefSeq names its product cation diffusion facilitator family transporter. The annotation marks the transcript as partial. Gene Ontology annotation, biological process: transmembrane transport; monoatomic cation transport. Lineage: Eukaryota; Fungi; Ascomycota; Eurotiomycetes; Eurotiales; Aspergillaceae. The record is from RefSeq and is a predicted model, not a curated record. The transcript is spliced from 3 exons. Gene Ontology annotation, cellular component: membrane. Gene Ontology annotation, molecular function: monoatomic cation transmembrane transporter activity.